ACUUUGCUGCUCACAGUCACUUCGUCCCCUCCAGGGAUGGCUCUGAGCUCUCGGGCGCACGCCUUCUCGGUGGAAGCCUUGGUAGGGAGAUCCGGCAAAAGAAAAUCUCAAGACCCAAGAGAGGAGCCACAACCAGAGCUGCAGGAGAAAGAGGGCGGAGAGGAAGAGGAGGAGAGAAGGAACAGCGCUGCUGCAGAGAAGAGUGAGCAGCCCGAAAGGAAGCGACUCAAGACCGAAUCCUUAACAACUGCCUUCUCGGGCUGUGCUGAUGGUGAUGGCAACAGUCACGAAAGUCCGGAAGAGAAAGAUAUUAUUCAAGUGGAACUUCAAGGAUCUGAGCUGUGGAAGAGAUUCCAUGACAUCGGAACUGAGAUGAUCAUUACCAAGGCCGGCAGGCGGAUGUUCCCCUCAGUUCGGGUCAAGGUGAAAGGACUGGACCCAGGGAAGCAGUACUAUGUGGCCAUAGAUGUGGUACCAGUGGAUUCCAAACGCUAUAGAUACGUGUAUCACAGCUCGCAGUGGAUGGUAGCUGGGAAUACUGACCAUUCGUGCAUCACUCCCAGAUUCUAUGUCCACCCGGACUCCCCCUGCUCAGGAGAGACCUGGAUGCGGCAGAUCAUCAGCUUUGAUAGGGUGAAACUCACAAACAAUGAGAUGGACGACAAAGGCCAUAUAAUUCUGCAGUCCAUGCAUAAGUACAAGCCCCGCGUGCAUGUGAUGGAGCAAGACAGCAGAGUUGACCUGUCCCGGAUUCAGUCCCUGCCAGCUGAAGGGGUUAAAACGUUCUCCUUUAAAGAAACUGAAUUCACCACAGUGACAGCUUACCAAAAUCAGCAGAUUACCAAACUGAAAAUAGACAGGAAUCCUUUUGCUAAAGGCUUUAGAGAUCCAGGAAGAAACAGGGGUGUAUUGGAUGGGCUCUUAGAGACCUACUCAUGGAGACCUUCUCUUAUUCUGGAUUUAAAAACCUUUGGUGCUGACACACAAAGUGGAAGCAGUGGCUCUUCUCCAGUGACCUCUAGUGGAGAGGCUCCUUCUCCUUUGAGCUCCUUACUUUCUCCACCUUGCUCUCCACCUACAUUUCACUUACCUACAAGCUCCCUUGGAAUGACCUGUCCAGAGACGUACCUACACAGUAUCAACCUGCCCCUUUGCUACAAGAUUUGCCCAACUAAUUUUUGGCGACAGCAACCUCUUGACUUACCUGCUCCUGAAAGGCUGACAAGCAGCAACAGAUCUCAGUCUUUAGCCCCACUCAUGAUGGAAGUGCCCAUGUUAUCUUCUCUAGGGGUCACCAAUUCAAAAAGUGGUUCCUCUGAAGACUUCAAUGGGCAGUGUGUACACACACCUCAUUCUGCCAAUCAAAUGUUAUAUGGAUUGCAGGCAUCUGGAAAUAUUUUCCCACCAAACCCCAUCACCCAGGAGGUACUCAGUUGCUCUUUCCGCCCUUCCUAUGGCUUUUAUAGAUACAACUUCUCUAUGCCUUCUAGACUGGUAAAUACUUCCAACCACCUGAAAGGGAAUGACAACAGUCAAGUCUCUUUUAGAGAAGGCAAAUGUAAUCAUGCUCACUGGUAUCCAACAAUCAACCAUUGCCUUUAA
Sciurus carolinensis (gray squirrel) is the source of this 1602-nucleotide messenger RNA. RefSeq names its product T-box transcription factor 22 (gene Tbx22). Gene Ontology annotation, biological process: regulation of transcription by RNA polymerase II; positive regulation of DNA-templated transcription; cell fate specification. Gene Ontology annotation, cellular component: nucleus. The coding region runs from base 37 to 1602 and encodes 521 amino acids. The transcript has 9 exons. Lineage: Eukaryota; Metazoa; Chordata; Mammalia; Rodentia; Sciuridae. The record is from RefSeq and is a predicted model, not a curated record. Gene Ontology annotation, molecular function: DNA-binding transcription factor activity, RNA polymerase II-specific; RNA polymerase II cis-regulatory region sequence-specific DNA binding.